Centropristis striata (black sea bass) is the source of this 7701-nucleotide messenger RNA. RefSeq names its product kinesin family member 13Ba (gene kif13ba). Gene Ontology annotation, cellular component: adherens junction. NCBI's taxonomy places the organism in Eukaryota, Metazoa, Chordata, Actinopteri, Perciformes, Serranidae. The transcript has 39 exons. The record is from RefSeq and is a predicted model, not a curated record. Gene Ontology annotation, molecular function: cell adhesion molecule binding; microtubule motor activity; ATP binding. Bases 498 to 5915 code for a protein of 1805 amino acids. Gene Ontology annotation, biological process: regulation of protein localization; microtubule-based movement.
CCUAUGCGCUUUUAAUUUGAAGGGGAAAUACUUUGGCGGAAGGGCGGAUGCGGCUGCCUGCUUGUAGCUCGACACUGAGAGGACAUAGUGGAGUCGGUGGGGAAGAAGUGGAUCAUCGUCAAACGGUUCUCUGGAGAUCUCUCUCGGUUGUACAUGUAGGAUAGCGGUGCCACCUCUGGGAUGAAACCACCAAAGUAUGUAUCUCGAUGACUCGGCUGUUUCUGGCCUCCACGCCUUUGUGGAUUUACAUUAGCCUGGAAUAUGAGCAGGAGAAGACGAUAAGCAGCAGCAGCAGCGGCGGCUGGCUUCCUGCAGGAUUUUGCCCAGGCUUUUUGUUUUUCCAUGGACAUGUCUAGUCUAUGGAGCAAAGCUGAGCGAAGCUAGCUGGCUGACCGUCCAGCUAGCGCAACAUUUCCAGGCUUUUGGAUGAUUGUUUAGCUGAAGAGCUGAUUUAUUGUGGAUCAGCGCUACCUACCCUGCCUGGGUGAGGAGUCAGCAUGGGGGAGCCCAGUCUGGACGAUGCCAAUGUCAAGGUGGCUGUUCGUGUACGGCCCAUGAACAGGAGAGAAAAGGAUCUAAACACUAAAUGUAUCGUGGAGAUGGCGAAGAACCAAACGAUCCUCCACCCUGGAGGAACCAACCUAGGCAAAGACUCCAGGUGUCAGCCCAAGGUCUUUGCCUAUGAUUACUGUUUCUGGUCCAUGGAUGAGACAGAUAAGGAGAGAUUUGCCGGUCAGGAGGUGGUCUUCCAGUGCCUUGGAGAAAGUCUUCUCCGCAAUGCCUUCCAGGGCUACAAUGCCUGUAUCUUUGCCUACGGACAAACUGGUUCGGGAAAGUCGUACACCAUGAUGGGUUCAGUGGACCAACCAGGUCUGAUUCCCCGGCUGUGCAGUGCUUUGUUUGAACGAACCCAGAAGGAGCAGCGGGAGGAGGAGAGCUUCACUGUGGAGGUGUCCUACAUGGAGAUCUACAACGAGAAGGUCCGAGAUCUGCUCGACCCCAAAGGCGGUAGACAAACACUUCGAGUGAGGGAACAUAAAGUUUUGGGUCCCUAUGUGGAUGGACUGUCUCGGCUAGCUGUGGCCAGCUACAAGGACAUUGAGUCUCUGAUGUCAGAGGGGAACAAGUCACGUACUGUUGCUGCCACCAACAUGAAUGAGGAGAGCAGUCGAUCACAUGCCGUCUUCAACAUCAUCCUCACACACACACUGAAAGACCUGCAGUCUGGGACGAGUGGAGAGAAGGUGAGUCGGUUGAGUCUGGUGGACUUGGCUGGAAGUGAGCGAGCAGCAAAGACUGGAGCAGCAGGGGAGCGGCUUAAGGAGGGAAGCAACAUCAACAAGUCUCUCACUACACUGGGCCUGGUCAUCUCAGCACUUGCUGAACAGGGAACAGCCAAGAACAAGAACAAGUUUGUUCCUUACAGAGACUCUGUUCUGACAUGGCUGCUGAAGGACUGUCUGGGUGGCAACAGUCGCACAGCGAUGGUUGCAACUGUGAGUCCAGCAGCAGACAACUACGAGGAGACGCUAUCAACGCUGCGCUACGCAGACCGAGCAAAGAGCAUCGUUAAUCACGCCGUUGUUAAUGAAGAUCCCAACGCACGCAUCAUCAGGGAGCUCAGAGAGGAAGUGGAAAAACUACGAGAGCAACUGACUCAAGCAGAGUCUUUGAAGGCUCCAGAGCUGAAAGACCGCCUGGAAGAGUCAGAAAAGUUGAUUCAAGAAAUGACCAUCACUUGGGAGGAGAAGCUUCGAAAAACAGAGGAGGUUGCACAGGAGCGUCAGAAGCAGUUGGAGAGUCUAGGUAUUUCUCUUCAGUCUUCAGGGAUUAAAGUUGGAGACGAUAAGAGUUUUCUUGUCAACCUUAAUGCCGAUCCUGCCCUCAAUGAACUGCUGGUGUAUUACCUGAAGGACCACACAAAAGUGGGCUCGGCAGACUCUCAGGACAUCCAGCUGUGUGGGAUGGGUAUCCAGGCGGAGCACUGUGUCAUCGACAUUUCGCCAGAAACUGCAGUCGUCCUCACCCCAUACCGCAAUGCUCGGACAUGUGUUAAUGGUUCUCCAGUGACCAGUGCCCUGCAGCUUCACCAUGGCGACCGCAUCUUCUGGGGAAACAACCACUUCUUCAGGAUCAACCUGCCUAAGCGGCGCUCUCGGACAGCUGAGGACGAGGAGGGUGAAGGUGGCGUGAUGAAGAACAGUGGCAGCAGUGAGCAACUGGAUGCAGAUGGUGACACAGCCAGUGAAGUAUCCAGUGAAGUCAGCUUCUCUUACGAGUUCGCCCAGACAGAGGUCAUGAUGAAGGCCCUGGGCAAUAAUGACCCCAUGCAAGCAGUGCUGCAAUCCCUGGAGAGGCAGCAUGAAGAGGAGAAGCAGUCUGCUCUGGAGCGACAGAGACAAAUGUACGAGCAGGAACUGCAGCAGCUCCGCAAGAAGCUGAACCCGGACCGUCUGUCCACCGGUCCCUCUGGAGGACCUGCGUCUGGCCAGCAAGGUCCAGGACAGCAGUCUCACUACCGCAGCCUCGAGAGACUCAGCAUCGGAGGAAUGAGCCAUUCAACCAGCGCUCAGAGCAGACUGAGGCAGUGGAAUGAGGACAGAGAGGCUGUGUUAGUAAGGAGUCUGCGGCGGCUGAGGGAGCAGAUAGUGAGGGCGAACCUCCUGGUGCAAGAAGCCUGUUUCAUCUCUGAGGAGCUGGAGCGACACACAGAGUACAGAGUCACUCUGCAGAUCCCAUCAGACAAUCUCAAUGCAAACCGCAAGAGAGAUGCAGUACUCAGUGAACCAGCAAUUCAGGUUCGACGUCGGUGUCGAGGGAAGCAAAUCUGGAGUCUAGAGAAGACUGAGAACCGUCUGGUUGACAUGAGAGAGCUGUACCAAGAGUGGCAGGACUAUAACCUUCAUCAUCAUGACAACCCUGUGAUGCGCUCAUAUUUCCGUCGAGCAGACCCGUUCUUUGACGAGCAGGAGAACCACAGUCUGAUCGGUGUCGCAAAUGUCUUUCUUUCCUGCCUCUUCUACGAUGUCAAGCUGCAGUAUGCUGUUCCCAUCAUCAACCAGAAGGGGGAGGUGGCAGGACGACUUCAUGUGGAGGUGGUGAGAGUUGGAGGGGGAUUAGAGGACAACAUGGCUGGAGGAGACGAAUCUGAUAACAACCAAGACUCUGAAGUCCAGGAUCGCAAACUGGUCUGCAUGAUUAAGAUCUUGCAGGCCACUGGUCUUCCCCAGUACCUGUCCAACUUCGUCUUCUGUCAGUAUUCAUUCUGGGACAGCGCUGAGCCCAUCAUCGUGGCUCCUGAAGUAGAUCCAUCAUCCUCGUCGCCCAGCACCAAGGACCCACACUGCAUGGUCGUGUUUGAUAGCUGCAAGGAGGUGGCAGUGUCUGUAACGGAGGAUUUCAUCGAAUACCUGACUGAAGGGGCAGUUGCCAUUGAGGUAUAUGGACACAGACAGGCUGAUGCAGGCAGAAACCCCGCCCUGUGGGACCUCAGCAUCAUCCAGGCUAAGACGCGCACACUGCGAGACAGGUGGAGUGAGGUAACGCGUCGCCUGGAGCUGUGGAUUCAAAUCCUGGAGAUAAAUGAGAACGGAGACUUUGUUCCAGUAGAAGUUAUUCCUGCUAGAGAUGUGCGGACAGGGGGAAUCUUCCAGCUUCGGCAGGGUCAGUCAAGGCGCAUCCAGGUGGACGUGCGUUCAGUCCAGGACUCGGGCACCAUGCCUCUGAUAGCAGAAAUACUGCUUGCAGUGUCAGUGGGUUGUGUGGAGAUCAGAAACACCACAGCCAAUCAGGAAGCAGAUGAGAUGGACAGUUAUCAGGAAAGAGACCUGGAGCGAUUGCGGCGGCAGUGGUUAGCUGCUCUCACCAAGAGACAGGAAUACCUGGACCAGCACCUGCAGAGCCUGGUCAGCAAAGCAGAGAAGACAGAGGAUGACGUGGAGAGGGAGGCCCAGCUGCUGGAGUGGCGCUUGACUCUUACAGAGGAGAGAAAUGCUGUCAUGGUGCCCUCUGCUGGCAGCGGUAUUCCUGGAGCACCUGCUGAAUGGGUUCCUCUGCCAGGCAUGGAGACUCAUAUUCCCGUCCUAUUCCUGAACCUCAAACCUGAUGACCUCAGUUCUCCAGACCAGUUUGAGGUCCCUGAGGCUGGAGGUUGGGAUGCCACCCUGAGUGGAGAGGAUGAGGACGACUUCUUUGACCUACAGAUCGUCAAACACUACGAUGGAGAGGUAAAAGCAGAGGCAUCAUGGGACUCUACCGUCCACGAGUGUCCCCAGCUCAGUCGUGGGGGAGCAUGGCCGGAGCAGCGGGUCUACCUGACGAUUCGAGUGGUGGUUCAGCUCAGCCACCCUGCCGACAUGCAGCUGGUCCUGAGAAAGAGGAUCUGCGUCAACGUCAACCCGGGCCGCCAGGGUUUCGCGCACAACUUUCUCAGAAGGAUGUCGACCCGCAGCACCAUACCUGGCUGUGGGGUCACAUUCGAUGUGGUCUCCAACAUCCCCGGGGACGCGCCCGGUUCAGAGGACAGAGAGAUGCUUGCCAACCUUGCUGCCAGUGCACACAACAGCCAGUCAGCCGAUGAUGAGGCUGCAAUUGAAAAAUACCUCCGCAGUGUCCUCAGUCUGGAGAACAUCCUGACUCUGGAUAGACUCAGACAGGAGGUGGCAGUGAAGGAACAACUAACUAACAGAGGGAGGAGCAACAGACGGAGCAUAAGUUCUCCUUCUGUCCACAGGCUUUCUGGAAGUAGACAAGACCUGUCCACUACCUGCCUGGACGAUAAGGGUCGAUGGGAGAGUCAGCAGGAUAUCUUCAUGCCUUCUCAGUUUCACCGCACCCUCCCCCGGCCCGCCUCUUCCCCUUCCACCUACUCCACCUCCCCUUCUUCAACUCCUACUCCUUUUGGCAUGACCCCCCCACAGAACCAGGAACCAGAGCAAGGUCGUUCAGGACUUGCUGCCUCUUAUCUUUCAGUUAAGGCGCUGGUUCCUCAGAUGCCCAAACUGCUCAAGUCUCUGUUUCCAGCACGAGACGACAAGAAGGAGCUGAGACCUUCGCCACAAAGCCAGCAGCAGCAUGUCCCUCGCAUCAUGACGUCAGGAGGGGACGACAGUCGAGUCAAGGCUGAGACGACUGCUAUUCUGCGGCCCCCAACCAAAGACAGACGGGCAGAGUUCCCAGAAGUCCCUCCUCUUCCUGUGCAUGACCCGCAUGACAUCACCCCCCUCAGCCCCCUCAGCCAGUCAUCAAGCGGCUACUUCUCCACUAGUGUUUCUACAGUUACCUUGUCUGACGUUCUCCAACCUUCCUCCUCGUCUUCCUCCCUCCUGGCUGCCGAGACUACGUUACCCACAAACCCCCAGCAGCAGGGUGCUGACAGGAACGAUGUUGUAACCUCUCCUCCUCAGUGUGGAGCCAAGAUGGCGGUCGUCGCUCCACCACCUUCCCACAGCUCAGCCAAUCACAACAAUGUCACUGCUGAAAACUCCUCUGAACAUAAGCUGGUAAACUCUGGAGGAGGAAGUGACGGCUAUGAGAGGCUGGAGAUCUUUGUGGACGAUGAAGAGCGUAGCCAGGACGACGUACUGCCUGAUUGGCUGACAGAAGGGGCGUAUGUCACAGUAGGAAGCAAUAAGGCCGGGACAGUGCGCUAUGUGGGAGUGACGCAAUUUGCUGAGGGAGUGUGGGUGGGGGUGGAGCUGGACACCCCAGUAGGUAAAAAUGACGGUUCAGUUGGGGGUCAUCGGUAUUUCCACUGUAAACCGGGUUACGGGGUGCUGGUUCGCCCAGACCGGCUGUCCUGCCGCGACCGGACCAGUCGGCGCACGGGAGACUUCACCGCCCCCCAUGUCCCCGUCUUGCGAGGAGAAGCCAUUGUUUCCCGCCGGGGGGAGAAUCGCAAGUCCUGGAGCAGUUGAGACAGGGAAAGUUGGAGCUGGAUGGGAGAGAUGAACUCCCCAUAGCCCCCCUCCUCCUCUUCCUCUCCUCCCAGCUAUGCAACAGGCCCCUACAUCAGGACUGACAUACUGCCUACCUUCCCCUAGUUUAAAACUACAGUCACUGCAUCCAUUCACAAGUAAUGGAUGCAAGUUGAAUAAAGACAACAAUGAGACCAUUCAGAACCAGUGCAAGUAAGUUGAUGAAAGACUAUGCAGAGUAUAUAGAAGUCCGUGGAAGGACUAUUUAUCACGUGGGAAGAUAAUGCUAAAUAAAUGGCAGUCAGUGGGAAGACUGCUGCGAGUGAAUGGAAGUCAUUGCAGACUUUGUUAUAAAGAGUGUCGGAGCUCUGCAGGGGUGUGGAUUGGGCGCUGCAGACUGGGUGAUUUGCCUCCGAGAUGUUUUCUGAGCUGAUAUACAGGGGUGCAAACCUUUCACAUUUUAGGCAGGAGUCAUUUUUUUUUGUAUCCCAGUUCACAUCUGAGAAUAUAUUUUGAAGUGCAGCAAAAAACCCUUCUAGAAUGAAAAGUCUUUGUCUCUCCAGUUGGAUGCAGGAUAAUAUUAUUGUUUGUCUUGUUUGUCUAUCCAAAAAGAUCAAAAGAUACUGUACAACCAUUCUGAUUUAUAACUACAUUAUUUAAGUGGAAAACACUUUCGAAAAGAAGAAAAUGUAAAAACUUAUUGUAAAAACUGGGGUCAGAGUGACAUAAAGCUCAAACCAUGCCGGUCAAACUGUGUGAUAAUAAGUUUGCAUCCCUGGAUAUGAUGUCUCUACCUGGUAGUCCUGAGACUCCAUGUCCCAGAAUCCCCUGCUCGAGCUGCCACGCCCCUGAACUCUCAAGAGCUACAGACUGACACUUUGACUCGUCAUUUGAGUCCUUCAUGUCCUUCUCCUGGACUCCUUUUUUCUUUUCUUUUGAAAAUAGAUCCUCCCAAAAUGUGCCUUCACCAUGGCUUGGUUUGCAUCUGUUUUUCUGUAUAAUUUCUGUUGGCUGUGUUUGUGUUUUAAGAGAAUGCCUUGUGCUGAGUGUGAGGUGAUCUCAGGGACUGCAGAGGGGAAAGGACAAGGAGGUGUGUGUGUCUGUGCGUGUGCGUGUAAAAAUGUUGUACAGUGUUGCCCUGUGCACAAAUAAUUGUUGUAAUUGUGUCGAUGUUGAAGAUUAUAUGCGUAAAGCAGCAAAAGUUGUGUCCUCUUUGGACAAAGCCACUAUGGGAGCAAGUUGUUUGUACUGGGAGACUUUAAAAGUUGAUUUUGCACUGGAGAUGUUGGAUAAGAAGCAUCCGUAUGUGAGCAGAAUGUGUCUGUGGUUACGGUGCAGUGAGACAGUGAGAGUGGAAACAGAUUCCUCGAACCAACUAGUAAUGUGAAAAUAGUAAUCGAUUACUUUAAACGAGUAUAUUCUCCAUCUGGUGUCUGUUCUUGAUGCUAAAUUAGGGAUUGUCCUCUGUGACUGACAUUUGGACACCAGGGGACGCUGUAGUAGUCUGGUUUUUAUUGGUGGGAAUAGGCAUGUGGACGUGUUGAGGAAAAGAAAGUGAGAUGGGUACGCAGAAGCUCUGCUGGGUAUUUCAUGCUCAAGAAGAGAAUUGAUUUGCUUCUAUGCAUUUGAUCUGUUUUAAAAUAAUCUAGAUUUUUUUAUCUUUUAUUUCUAAAUGACAGAUACAACUGGGAGAAAGAGCUGUACAUUUUGGGACCAUAUUAAACAAGAAAGCAGUUCUGUCUGUUGAAGAAAAUGUAAGAUGAUAUGGCAGACUUUUGGAUUUUUU